Molecule: messenger RNA, 2099 nt
Organism: Uloborus diversus
Lineage: Eukaryota; Metazoa; Arthropoda; Arachnida; Araneae; Uloboridae
Gene: AMPKalpha
Product: 5'-AMP-activated protein kinase catalytic subunit alpha-2-like
Exons: 16
Coding region: 33-1571 (512 amino acids)
Biological process (GO): protein phosphorylation; intracellular signal transduction
Cellular component (GO): cytoplasm
Molecular function (GO): ATP binding; protein serine/threonine kinase activity
Source: RefSeq, a predicted model, not a curated record
GCGGAAGAAGCUCGUACGUAAUAAUUUAGAAAAUGGCGGACAAAGGGCAAUCUCAAAAUCCCCAGGGGCAACCUUUAAUGAAAAUUGGUUAUUAUAUAUUAGGUGAAACUCUUGGUGUUGGAACUUUCGGAAAAGUAAAGACUGCUAAGCAUGAACUCACUGGCCAUAAGGUAGCUGUUAAGAUAUUAAACCGGCAGAAGAUCAAAAACCUAGAUGUUGUUGGUAAAAUUCGUCGAGAAAUACAAAAUUUGAAGUUAUUUAGACAUCCUCAUAUAAUUAAGUUGUAUCAAGUCAUCAGUACUCCCACUGAUAUAUUUAUGAUUAUGGAAUAUGUCUCUGGAGGAGAAUUGUUUGAUUACAUCGUGAAACAUGGAAAAUUAAAAGAAGCAGAAGCGAGGCGUUUCUUUCAACAAAUUAUAUCUGGUGUUGAUUACUGCCAUCGUCAUAUGGUUGUACAUAGGGAUUUAAAGCCAGAAAAUCUUCUCUUGGACCAGCAUCUGAAUGUAAAGAUAGCAGAUUUUGGAUUGUCGAAUAUGAUGAUGGACGGAGAAUUCCUGAGAACUAGCUGUGGCUCUCCCAAUUAUGCUGCUCCAGAAGUGAUAUCAGGAAAGUUGUAUGCAGGACCAGAAGUUGAUAUUUGGAGCUGUGGCGUUAUAUUGUAUGCCUUACUUUGUGGGACUCUGCCUUUUGAUGAUGAGCAUGUGCCUACUCUUUUUAGAAAAAUCAAAUCUGGAAUCUUCCCUAUUCCUGAUUACCUAAAUAAAUCUGUUGUGAAUCUAUUAGUAUACAUGUUACAAGUUGAUCCAAUGAAAAGGGCUUCUAUGAAUGAUAUUAAAGAGCAUGAGUGGUUCAAAAAAGAUCUCCCUGCAUAUCUAUUUCCAGCUUCAAACGAUCAAGAUACCUCCCUCAUCAACACAAGUGCUCUGAUGGAAGUUUGCGAAAAACUAGGAGUGACGGAGCGUGAAGUGCACAGUGCCCUUCUGAGUGGUGACCCCCACGAUCAGUUGGCCAUCGCUUACCAUCUGAUUCUGGAUAACAAGAGGAUUGAAGAUGAAACUGCAAAGUUGGAGAAAAGUAGCUUCUAUUGGGCCUCCAGUCCACCUCCAACUACUGGAGGGGAUAUUAGUAGUCCAGGUAGAACUCAUCCUGAAAGGAUUGGAGGCAGACAAAGAAUGAUGAGUGGUGGUAAUAGUACUGAUAAAAGCAAAGGCACUCCCAUGAAGAGAGCCAAGUGGCAUUUAGGUAUUAGAUCACAAAGUAAGCCAUUCGAUAUUAUGACUGAAGUGUACAGAGCCAUGAAAGCACUUGAUUUUGAAUGGAAAACUGCAAACCCAUUUCAUAUUAUAGUGAGAAGACAUAAUCCAGUUACUAAAAAACAUACUAAAAUGACCCUUCAACUGUACCAGGUAGACUAUAAGAGCUAUUUGCUCGAUUUCAAAUCACUUGCAAACAGUGAAGAAUCAGACAGUCAGAGUUCAUCUGAAUCAAUUUCGUCCAGCUGUCAGCAAGCAUACAACAUAAUGGAGUUUUUCGAAAUGUGCGCUUCACUCAUUGCUCAGCUUGCGCGUUGAUAUCUUGUUGAUUGAAAUUUUAGGUUUCGUUUUUUUCUCCAAUUUGCGUAUAUUCUAGGCGUUUUCGUUUUCGCAAAAUGCUAUGGUUCCACGUUUUGUAAUAAAUGUACAUUUUGACUGAACAUUAGAAUGUUGUAAAUAUUUAUACAUGCCGAUACUGGACCCAUGUAUACAUGUAAAUCUCGAAUGUUUUAGCGCCCUGUAAUAGUUUAGAUUCAGGGGGACUUGUAUAAAUGUGUUGCAAUCAGUAGUGCUAUUUGUGCGUUUUAAGUGUUUUUAUUUGAAAAGUGUGCAAAACAAGAGAAAAAGCAAUAUUGUAUAGUCUUUACUGAUAUGUAGAGUAUAUAUAUAUAUAUGUAUUAUAGUAUUGUUUUUAUGAGUCACAAAAGAUUUGUUUAUCAUUAUGAGCUUUUUGAAAUCUUCAACACUGAUGUUGCUUUUACACAGCCCUUCUUUUUAUAAUAUCCAACAAGCUGACUGUAAUCUGUGAUCAUGAAAAGCACAAAUAAAAUUCUAUCAUUUCUCUUA